AUGCGCUCUCUGCUUCUUUUCCUCUACCUGUGCCUGGUCAGGAAUGAAGGAGUUGGGGCAUUGGACCCCAGCUUGCCCUUCAUGGAAUACCUGGACCAGGACCAUUUGGUCUGCCUGAAGUGGGGUUUCGACGACGUGCAAGGGACCAUUACAUUCACAUUUGUGGUUAACACGACAGGCUGGAUCGGCUUCGGCUUCAGUCCGAAUGGAGACAUGCACGGGGCAGAUAUCGUCAUGGGGGGACUCGGAUCCAGUGGAAGCUACUUCAAGGAUUAUUAUGCCACAGGGAAUGCCAUGCCUCUGGAGGACACGGAGCAGAGCUACACUCUCCUCUCUAUGAACGAAAGUGACGGUCAAACCAGCAUGAGCUUUCAGAGGGCCAUCAUGUCGUGUGAUCAGCAAGACUUCCAAAUCACUGCUCAACCCAUUAAGCUGAUCUAUGCCUACGGAACAACAGAUGUGAUCGGGUACCACAGGGCCCGAAGAGGCACCAAGGAAGUCAACCUGCUGAACUACAUGGCCAGGACGACCUUAACCAACACCAACUUUCUCGAUGUCACAGUGGAAAAUGUCACUGUCCCUCCCACUCACACCUACUACCACUGCAAGAUCAUGAAUUUUCCAUGGCUAACUACGAAACAGCAUAUAAUUGUGGUUGAACCGGUCAUAGAAAACGUUGACAUGGUUCACCACAUGCUGCUGUACCGCUGCCCUUCCUUUGUGACGCAACCGUACAACAGCCAGUGCUACCAGCAUAACCUGGGGGACUACUGCAUCGGGGUGGUGGCUACAUGGGGAGUCGGAGGAGGGGUGAUGGAUCUUCCAGAAAAUGUGGGUAUCCCUGUCGGAGGUGAGGACCGUGAUACAUUCUAUAGGCUGGAAAUCCACUACAAUAAUCCAAACAAUGUAUCAGGCAGGACAGACAGCUCCGGACUGAGACUGUACUAUACAGACCAACUCCGGCAGUAUGAUGCCGGCGUCUUGAUGACAGGUGUGGUGCCGGGGAUAGAUAUUAAUUAUAAAAUCCCUCCAAAGGCCACUCAGUUCCGGUCAUACGGUGUGUGCAAUACCUCUUUGUUUUCUGAGUUUCUGAAUCCUAUGCCUGAUCUUAAAGUGUUUUCUGUGCUCAUGCACACUCACUUGGCUGGCAGGAAAGUCAGAGUUGGCCACUACUCUAGCAACGGAACGCAGGUCGACUUCAUGGGCUUGGAGGAAAACUAUAACUUUGACUUACAACAAAUUACCAAUUUGGGAGUCAUCAAGACCAUUAAGCAGGGUGAUGAGAUCGCAGUGGAGUGCACCUACAGCACUGCCAGUCGCACUGGAGUCACUACGAUGGGGUUAGGAACUAAUGAUGAGAUGUGCCUGGCCUUCCUUUAUUACUACCCUGCGAUCAGCGUCACCACAUGUCAGAGCCGCCCGGAUACAACGCAUCCAUCGAUGAACACAAGCAACCAGAUCUUUGAGGGGACCACAACUCCAGACCAGGAUGAGAUCGCUGAGUAUGAGCGUUUGUUAAAGACUGUACCACAGUUGCAGCUUAUCGCCGAUGAAGGUCGCACCUUCAAAUCUUACCCAGGUGGUAUGAUCAGGGAGAUGAUGAAGACGCCGACUGUCACUUGCAACGCAUCAAGCAGACUCGUCACCUCCUGGAUUGUGAACCCAGCAGGAGUAAUACUUUUGCUCCUCUGGAUUGCAAUGAUGUGACGUGGUUGUAUGAGCAACAUAUCCAUAUCAAUGCAAUUUUGAUACAGGGAGACGCAGUUGAAUAAAAUCUCUAUUGUAUCCAACUGGGUAUAUUCAGCUUUCCAGGACAGGGUGGAGACUAAUUCCUAUGUUUUUGUUUUCACUAUCCAUAGCAUUUUUUUUCUCUUUGCUGUUAAUUUUCAAUCACAGAGUGGGUGUCAUAUUACUCAGUAACUAUUAGAAUGAUUAUCAUAUUUAGACUAGUUGUUAGAUUAGUGUCCUUAGCCAUGUGUGUCUGGAGACUAGUCAGAUAGUCAAUUUAGUUUAUUUUGACCAUUUAUGACAAAAAUGUGUACCCGUAGCACCAUACCUUAACCUUAAAGUAGCUACAUGGAAUUCAGCCAUCAGUAAUUUUAUCAUUCACCUGUGCAAUAGGCCUAUAUAAACAUAUGUUUCUUUUUUCGUCUAUGCACAUGUAUAACAAUUUAUGGCACAAAAACACUUGCACUUUUCUCUGUUUAUGUACGUGUUGUGUUUAUUAUGUGUGCUGUGAGCCUAAUUGCAGAUUUUUAUAUAUUUGUAUGAUUUAUAUAUGAAAAAAGAUCUAAUCAGUUAAUAAUCAUCCAAUAAAAAUAUA
Molecule: messenger RNA, 2323 nt
Organism: Acanthopagrus latus (yellowfin seabream)
Lineage: Eukaryota; Metazoa; Chordata; Actinopteri; Spariformes; Sparidae
Gene: moxd1l
Product: monooxygenase, DBH-like 1, like
Exons: 13
Coding region: 1-1707 (568 amino acids)
Biological process (GO): dopamine catabolic process; norepinephrine biosynthetic process; octopamine biosynthetic process
Cellular component (GO): secretory granule membrane
Molecular function (GO): dopamine beta-monooxygenase activity; copper ion binding
Source: RefSeq, a predicted model, not a curated record